Messenger RNA from Cornus florida, 947 nucleotides. RefSeq lists its product as uncharacterized. The transcript is spliced from 2 exons. Lineage: Eukaryota; Viridiplantae; Streptophyta; Magnoliopsida; Cornales; Cornaceae. Bases 277 to 801 code for a protein of 174 amino acids. The record is from RefSeq and is a predicted model, not a curated record.
UAUUAAAAAUUGAUCAUAAAAUCUCAAUCAGUUUGAAAACCCCCCAAUAAUAAAAUAAAGUUAUCAUUUUACCCCAACUCUGUCAAUUGGACGUCAAGGGUACGUGAAAUGACUAAAUUACUCUUAUUAUAUUCUCUUUUAUUUAAAAAAUCAUUUUUUUGAAAUUACAAUACUAUCUUUUUAGCAAAAAAUCAUAUUUUUGAAAAAACCAGAGGAGGAGUAUGAAGGCUGCCGAAGCCAAAUUAGCAAUUCCUCUUCAAAAAUAUACACAGCGUGAUGCUAACUGCGCGGCUUCUGUCCUCCUCAUCCUCGUUCAACCAAAUUACCAGACUACUCACCAAGAGCCAGACUCAUCAACAACGAAGCUGCAAGAGAAUGGCUUCAACUGUCAAAGCAUCAAUUGAAGGAACCGCAGAGAAGCUCACUGCACCAUAUGGUUCUUGGAAGUCCCCUAUCACCGCCGAUGUUGUCUCUGGCGGCGAGAAGCGUCUCGGCGGCACAGCCGUCGACGGCCAUGGCCACCUAGUUUGGCUCGAAUCUCGCCCCACCGAAUCAGGACGAAUGGUUCUUGUUAAAGAACCAGAGAAACCAGGGGAUGAACCUAUCGAUAUUAUGCCGAAAGAGUUUGAGGUGCGAACAGUGGCUCAAGAAUGUGGAGGUGGUGCAUUCAGGAUUUUAGGGGACACUCUAAUUUUCUCGAAUUACAAAGAUCAAAUACUGUACAAACAGUCAAUUGUAUCUAGAGGUUUAUCUUUGAUCAUGUAUACCAUGAAGAUUGCAUUGAUCAUUGGCUGGAGAUAGGUAACUUUUGUCCGAUUUGUCGCUUCAAGAUGUCGACAGCUGAAUGAUUUGGAUUAGAAUUGUUUUUUUUUUUUUUCAUCCAUUGUAAUAGCACUGUAAAUGUAACGACAUUUUUUAUAACAUAUAUAAAUUGUUUGUUUUUAUCA